Lottia gigantea (owl limpet) is the source of this 1485-nucleotide messenger RNA. RefSeq lists its product as hypothetical. The record is from RefSeq and is a predicted model, not a curated record. NCBI's taxonomy places the organism in Eukaryota, Metazoa, Mollusca, Gastropoda, Lottiidae. Gene Ontology annotation, biological process: xenobiotic metabolic process. The transcript has a single exon. Gene Ontology annotation, molecular function: iron ion binding; heme binding; oxidoreductase activity, acting on paired donors, with incorporation or reduction of molecular oxygen, reduced flavin or flavoprotein as one donor, and incorporation of one atom of oxygen. Gene Ontology annotation, cellular component: intracellular membrane-bounded organelle; cytoplasm. The coding region runs from base 1 to 1485 and encodes 494 amino acids.
AUGGGUCUAGUGGAUUUGAUUCUGCCCUAUAUUCCGGACAUAAACACAAUUCUUAUUGGACUAACUGUGUUUCUUGGAGCUGCUUACUGCUUUUCCAAGAAAGAAAUCUCUGGAAUUCCACCUGGGCCGCCAUUUCUACCAGUUUUUGGAAAUGCUUUAGAUCUGAGAGGUAAAAAUCUGAAAAAGAAACAUAAGUACUUUUCGGAAUUGGCUCGUCAAUAUGGAGACGUAGUGAGAAUCUAUAAUGGCUCGCAGUUGACAAUUGUCUUAAACUCAUAUGAUUCCGUCAACGAACUAUUUGUCAAAAACAAGGAUUUUGUAUCCGAUCGACCCAGGGACAAACUAUGGGGUGUGAAAUUGUCAACAGAUAUUGGUGGAACGGGAAUCAUCUGGUCAAACGGCCAAACGUGGAAAUCGAUUCGCAGAACCUCUUUGCAGGCACUCCGAGAUCUUGGUGUUGGAAAAUCUAGUCUAGAAGAAAAAAUUCAAGAAGAAGCUGAAGUCUUGAUUAACAUCUUGUCGGGAGAUGAAGGAAAACCACUCGUAUUGAUAGACUGGUUGAUCAAGGCGACCACUAACAUUAUCUGUGGAUUAACUAUGGGCAAAAGAUUUGAUUACGACAAUCCUCAUCUUAUCAAUAUUUUAAAGGUUAUCGGGUUUUCCUUCAAAGGAGAAGGAUUCUUCGCACCCAUUCAUGUGUUUCCGAUUAUGAGGUUUUUACCGGGAGUUAUGAAAUUCAUGGACGCCGGAAAGAAGCUUAGAGCUUUUAUUUCGUCAGGAUUUGAAGAUCACAGGGAGAGCAUGCACCCCGAUGAAAUUCGAGACUUCAUCGACGCCUGUCUCGCGAAUAAGGACAGCAGUAUCAGCGACAAAGUCAAGUUCAAGGCAACCCUCGACCUUUUCGUAGCUGGAUCGGACACAACAGCUUCUACUUUGGACUGGGCGUUCCUAUACUUGCUUUUGAAUCCGGGAGUGAUGAAGAAAUGCCAGCAAGAGAUUGAUGAUGUCAUUGGUACUGACCGGAUGGUAUCUUGGUCAGACCACAGUCGAAUGCCUUACAUAGAAGCUACCAUAUUGGAAGUUCAGCGUCUUGGCAACACUGUAGCUAUUUCAAUACCACACAUGGCCGUAAAGGACAUCAAAAUUGGAGAAUAUCUGAUUCCCAAGGAGUCGAUCAUUUAUGCCAAUAUGUAUGCUUGUCACAUCGACCCAAAAUAUUGGGAAGAUCCACUUAGAUUUAAACCCGAGAGAUUCCUGGAUUCAAACGGUAAAAUCACAAAACCAGCGUCAUUUAUCCCUUUCUCCGCAGGUCCCCGGAUCUGCCCCGGAGAAUCCUUGGCCAAGAUGGAACUGUUCAUGUUUUUUACGUGUAUACUACAGAAAUUCAACAUAACCAAAUAUGGCAACGAGGAGCUAAGUACUGAUGGUAAUUUUGGAAUCAGCAUGUCCACCCCGAAAUACCAUGUUUGUGUCGAAAAAAGAUAA